UCUUCCAUUCAUUCUCAUCACUGCCAUGCCCCAAAUAUAUAUACACAUACAAUAACCAGAGACAGAAACUUCAAGAAAGAAAGAAGAUCGAAGAAUUGAAGAAGAAACCCAAGAGCCAUGGAGAUGAAGAGACGAAAAGGCAGCAGCAUUUAUGUUGGGCAAUGGUAUUCAGCGGUUUCCAUUUUUGCCCCCCUCUUACUGCAAUCCUGUUUCUCUCUGGACUACAAAGAAGCCCUUUCGAAGAGCCUCUUGUACUUCGAGGCGCAGCGCUCCGGCCGGCUGCCGUACAACCAGAGAGUGUCCUGGCGCCACCACUCCGGCCUCACCGACGGCCUCCAGCAAGGGGUGGACUUGGUCGGAGGGUACUACGACGCCGGCGACAACGUGAAGUUCGGUCUUCCGAUGGCGUUCACGGUGACGCUCUUGUCGUGGGCGGUGCUGGAGUACGGCAAGGAAAUAGACGCCGCCGGCGAGUCCCGCCACGCUCUCGAGGCCAUCAAGUGGGGGACUGACUUUUUCGUCAAGGCUCACACUCGUCCUCAUGUCCUUUGGGUCCAGGUAGGUGACGGGGGCACAGAUCACUACUGUUGGCAAAGGCCUGAAGACAUGGCCACCUCUCGCAGAGCCUACAAAAUCGACGAGGACAGACCCGGCUCCGACGUGGCUGCCGAGACCGCUGCCGCAAUGGCCACUGCCUCCAUCGUCUUCCGCACAACAAACCCCCAUUACGCUUCUCUUCUCCUAGCCCAUGCCCAGCAGGUAUAUAUAUUGCAUUAAUAAAUUAAAUCUACCCUGCCAAAAAUAGAACAUUAGAAGAAAAAAAAACUAAAAUAAGACCACUAAUUUUCUAAUCUUCCAAAAUACAUUUCUCUUCUAAACAAAAUCGUGAGGGGUGUUGCGUUUUUGAACAGCUAUUCGAGUUCGGUGACAAGUUUAGAGGGAGAUAUGACGAGAGCGUUGAGGCCGCCAAGGGGUACUACCCGUCCUUGAGUGGCUAUAAAGACGAGCUGUUGUGGGGAGCUUUGUGGCUUUACAAGGCUACCGACAACAACUAUUACUUGAAUUAUGUCAUUGAGAAUGCCAAAUCUUUUGGAGGGAUCACUUGGGGCAUGACCGAGUUCAGCUGGGACGUCAAGCACGCUGGCAUCCAAGUACUUCUUGCCAAGGUAUAAUCUGGUCAAAAUGAAGAAACCAAAAAACUAGCUUAUUUUUU
Messenger RNA from Cuscuta campestris, 1213 nucleotides. Lineage: Eukaryota; Viridiplantae; Streptophyta; Magnoliopsida; Solanales; Convolvulaceae. The record is from the annotation of a GenBank genome assembly.